AUGACAGUCAAGUGCUUAUUGUGUUCCCUACCGCGCGUAUUCUUAGGCAGCAAUAGGGUUGCCAUGUUCACAGCUUGCAGUGCAUUGCCAGAUUGCCGUCAGCAUCAGUUUCAAUUGAUUUGGCUGGGCGUGCCCUCUAAAGCAAAUAGUGGCGGCAAUUUAGAUGUGCUUGUGACGUUCGCCGUGUUGACUCGUUCCCCUCUUUCACCUUUGCUUACUCGUUCAACGGCUAAGGCAAGACAUUUGCGACCCUGGGGUUCGUCGUCUAGCGAUUUUCAACUCACAGCUAUUGACGAGCGGCACAAGCUGAACGUGACCACGGAAGUCGUAAAGAAGCGUAAGCGUGAAGUGCGCCCCCGGCCGCAGCUAGCAGACUCGUCCGAUGAGCUGCAUGAAUUUGUCAAAGAUCUGGUAAUGGACGAAGAGUUCCAGGCUGAGAGCACUCGUCCUGCUUCAGAAGAUGGCUUCCUGGAUGCGUAUGAUGGAGAAGCUGAUCACGGCCAAGAAGACUCAACUAUAUCAUCGCCUAAUAUGAAACUUGAACGCACAGACAUCGACACCCUGAUCGAUGAGGUCGAUAGGGUUUGCGGACCUAGACCUGAAAUGGAUUUACUUCCUCAAAACCUUGUCCAAAGGAUUGAGGAGCAUGACAGACGCUAUAUGUCAAUUUUCGACGACAUCUUCGACAUGGCACUCACUGUCUCCAAUGAAAACAUAACGGGUUCCCCUUUUAGCGCUGCUAUGCUACAUUGGUGUCAAACAAAUCAACAAGAAGACUCGGAAUGCGCUACUUGAGUUUCUUCUGAACC
Molecule: messenger RNA, 809 nt
Organism: Colletotrichum navitas
Lineage: Eukaryota; Fungi; Ascomycota; Sordariomycetes; Glomerellales; Glomerellaceae
Exons: 3
Coding region: 1-795 (264 amino acids)
Source: RefSeq, a predicted model, not a curated record